Molecule: messenger RNA, 3107 nt
Organism: Oncorhynchus gorbuscha (pink salmon)
Lineage: Eukaryota; Metazoa; Chordata; Actinopteri; Salmoniformes; Salmonidae
Product: lactadherin-like
Exons: 10
Coding region: 127-1563 (478 amino acids)
Molecular function (GO): calcium ion binding
Source: RefSeq, a predicted model, not a curated record
CAGAGAUACACGCGCUCUCACUCUGACACCGCCUAUCUUUCAAUCUCACCAACCAACGCAGCAACACCACACGGAGCAGCUGUGUUUUUGUCCCAACAGUUCAAAGAGAGAGUGAGAGAAGCCACAAUGAAGACCCAAAUUCGUUUCGCGUUCUCCAUACCACUCUUUGUAGUUUGUUUUCUGGUUGGUGCCAUUUCCACAGUGAAUGGUGACUACUGUGAGGUAAACGUCUGCGGUAACGGAGGGAUCUGUGUGACCGGGGCCGGAGCCCCCUUCAUCUGUAUCUGCCCCGACGGAUACACCGGGGACACCUGCAACGACACAGAGGCUGGGCCCUGCAACCCCAACCCCUGCAAGAACGAUGCCAUCUGUGAGGUGACUGGCCAGUCACGCCGAGGGGACGUCUUCAGCGAGUACAUCUGCACGUGCCAAGAUGGCUUUGACGGAGUCCACUGCCAGAACAAUGUGAAUGACUGUGUCGGCCAGCCGUGCAAGAACGGUGGCUCCUGCAGGGACCUAAAUGGAGACUUCAACUGCCGCUGUCCGUCCCCCUACGUGGGCAAGCACUGCCAACUGCGCUGUAUCUCUCUGUUGGGCAUGGAGGGCGGAGGCAUUGCAGAGUCUCAGAUCUCGGCCUCGUCGGUGCACUACGGCAUCCUGGGCCUGCAGCGUUGGGGGCCCGAGCUGGCCCGUCUCCACAAUAAAGGCCUGGUAAAUGCCUGGACCUCUGCCUCCCAUGAUAGGAACCCCUGGAUAGAGAUUAACAUGCAGAGGAAGAUGCGUUUCACGGGCAUCGUGACGCAGGGCGCCAGCCGCAUGGGUUCAGCAGAGUUCAUCAAGGCCUUCAAAGUGGCGUCGAGUCUGGACGGGAAGACCUACACCGUGUACCGCCUGGAUGGGCAGAAGAAGGACAAUGUGUUUGUGGGGAACGUGGACAACGACAGCACCAAGACCAACCUGUUUGACCCUCCCAUCAUCGGCCAGUACUUCCGCGUCAUCCCCGUGGUCUGUCGCAAGGCCUGCACCCUGCGCAUGGAACUGGUGGGCUGUGAGCUCAAUGUGUAUUCAAACACGGCAGGUUGCUCUGAGCCCAUGGGCAUGAAGUCACGCCUGCUCUCCGACCGCCAGAUCUCGGCCUCAAGUGUCCACCGCACCUGGGGAAUUGAGGCGUUCACCUGGCAGUCCCACUACGCCCGGCUGGACAAGCAGGGCAAGACCAACGCCUGGACAGCGGCCACCACCAACCGCUCCGAGUGGUUGCAGGUGGACCUGGAGUCCCCCAAGAGGAUCACAGGCAUCAUUACCCAGGGGGCCAAGGACUUUGGGGCAGUCCAGUUUGUUUCUGCCUUCAAGGUGGCCUACAGCGACGACGGCCAGUCCUGGAGCAUAGUCAAGGACGACGUCACCAGCACAGACAAGAUCUUCCCGGGUAACAGCGACAACAACGUCCACAAAAAGAAUGUGUUCGAGCCUCCCUUCUAUGCCCGAUUGGUCCGCAUCCUGCCGUGGGCGUGGCACGAGCGCAUCACCUUGCGAAUGGAGUUGUUGGGCUGCGAUGAGUAGCCCUGUCCCCGGCCAAAUCCCCUCCACUUUCCCUGCCCUUCCUCCUCUUUCUCCUCCUUUCCAAAACCUCCUGAGCCACGCCUGCACUGCCUUGCUCACACCCGUAGAGGGCAGCAAAACACCACGCCACCACCACAACCCUGCCCCAACUGGAGAAGGUACAAAAUUGACCCUAACCACUGAUCUAGGGUCAGAUAAUGGUUACCACUGAUCUAGCCCACCUAAUGGUUACGGGUAGGAUUAGGUAGGGGUAAUCUGAUCCUAGGUCGGGUGCUGAAGGUCAACUUGUACGUCGAGCGCACAGACUACUGCUGUGUCAGCCGGAACUACAUGGACUCUGAACCUGUCCUUCCUAGAUCAGGGCCUUAUUCAGAGUUUUAGAGUAGGAGUGCUGAUCUAGGAUCCGGUUCCCCCUCUUAUUAAUAAUUAUUAUUUAGAGGCAAAACUGAUCCUAGAUCAGCACUGCUACUGUGAGACGCUUUAUGAAUCUGGGCACAGAAGACUGAACCCGAGACCCAUCGCUAGUGAUGUACAAUACAGUAGUAUCUAACUUGGCUGAGAUGUUUUUCCAACUGGGAAUUUUCACCUGACCAUCCAGAGACACUGAAGUGCGUAGUAGUAUUAUCGAACACCCUCGUGUAGUCUUAUCGCCUAGCCAUUUCCUUGAUUCUGUAGUGCUCUGGAAGAGAUGUUUUUGCGGGAGUUCUUGUUUGUGUUUUAUUUCGUUGGGCUUCUUAACCAGGGAAAGACCCGUCGUGUGACUAUAGGAUUUAUAAGAUUGAUUUGUAUUUUUUGAAAAAGAAAAGGUAUACCAAAUGAAUUUCACUUUGUUGACAAAUUGAUGGUGUUGGUUGACUAGUUGUGAAUGCAUUAUGAUUUAUUAGCCAUGUUUUUACUAAAUGCAGUUUUUCAAGUAGCAGACCUAACAAAAAAAUAGAAAGCAUGUAUAAAAAGCUGGAGAAAGACUCUUAUUCUGUAAUCUUGUGACAUUGAGUGAUAUUCAAAUCCCAAAAUAGUUCAAUGCAAUUUUAGUUUAUAAUUCUUUGCUAAAGGGUAUGUAAAAGUGCAGUAAUACUCCUACAGUAUCUGGUGUUGUUCUAUAACUCAAUCUGCUCUGAUUGUGAUGUCUGUCCUUUCAUUAAUGCACUGUGAGUUGUGACGUCAAUGUAAUGCAUUUAUUACUAAUUGACUAAUAUUAUGAAGUGACAUAGAAAAUAGGGGGUUAGCAAGUUGAUGAUGCUGCCAGAUGUCUUUUUGAGAUUAAGGCAGAUCAAUUCUAGCCUGAUCCCAGAGAUGUUUGUGCUGUCUUGACAAACACGAUCAUAGGCGUUGGCUAGACGGCACAGCAGAUCUGGAACCAGGCAUAUUUUCAUAUUAUAUGUGCUACUAAUGUUGUUAUAACCCUUAUGAUACACAGCUCAACUUAAUAUGAUUUCGUUUUCCUCCCUUUUAAAAGGCACAUUCAGGGUCAAAUCUGUAUAAUUGUUUGCUGAGGUAAAUAUGUGGAAACUCAAAGUUUUCUCCAUAAAAUAAAUAAAUACUGA